AUGCAUUGUCUCUCGAAAAGUCCUGGAAAUCUCAACGGACUUGAAACGCACCUUCUCAAACAACAUUUUUCCCAUCAGAACUCGCCACAUUCAUCCCUGCAACCACAAACCAAAGCAAUCACUCCCCCAUUUGCCAAAUUACCACGCCUCAAAAAACCCCCCAACUCAACACCUCCUCAAACGCCCUCCCACCUCCUCCGUCCCACCACCGCAGCAAUCCCACCCAUCAGAACAAUCACCACAUAUCUCGUGAGCAAUCUCCUCAAAAACGACGCCAUCCGCCAAUCCAUCACUCCUUCACAAAUAAGUUGUCUCACCAUCCCCGCCACGAUCCCCGCGCUCACCCCGCUAAACGAUGAUCCUACUGUGAAGAUCGUAGCACCAGGUCCAAUCAACUUAACAAACUUCCAUGAUGAACUUGCUACUUCUUUCGCAUAUCGUAGAGAAAGAAAACUUCGCGACGGAUCCAAACUUGAACAAGACUCUUGA
Molecule: messenger RNA, 489 nt
Organism: Botrytis porri
Lineage: Eukaryota; Fungi; Ascomycota; Leotiomycetes; Helotiales; Sclerotiniaceae
Exons: 3
Coding region: 1-489 (162 amino acids)
Source: RefSeq, a predicted model, not a curated record